This is a messenger RNA of Orussus abietinus, 1963 nucleotides long. RefSeq names its product DNA polymerase alpha subunit B (gene DNApol-alpha73). The record is from RefSeq and is a predicted model, not a curated record. Gene Ontology annotation, cellular component: alpha DNA polymerase:primase complex. The transcript is spliced from 7 exons. Gene Ontology annotation, molecular function: DNA binding. The coding region runs from base 50 to 1816 and encodes 588 amino acids. Gene Ontology annotation, biological process: DNA replication; DNA replication initiation. Lineage: Eukaryota; Metazoa; Arthropoda; Insecta; Hymenoptera; Orussidae.
CAUCAGUUUUGGCGGGAACGCCUCGCGGGUCGUGUUCGAUUGUGCCAUAAUGGUGUCGGACGAGGCUCUCCGAGAGCAUUUCGAUGCAAUGGGCUGUGCAGUCAAAGAAACUGCGGUUCUGCAGAAAUGCAUGGAUUUGUGCGAUCUGUACAAUUUAGACGAGGAGACAUUCGUGGACAAAUGGAUAGCAUUUGCCCUUCUUCGUUUCAAAACCAUCGAUUUGACAUUAGAUGGUCUCGGGAUGAUGGAACGAGUGGAAUUGAAGAGGGUGGAUAGAAAAGUACCGGAGGCUCGAUUGGAACAGGACCUGUCUAAACUUGCCGUGUAUAGUCCACAUGCGACGAAGGAUGAAGGCGAAAACAUUCUUGAGAUGUACGGUGGGAAGCAUCUCAAUACUCCAAAAGCCAAGAGGCUGAGGAGUCCGGAGUCGGAGCAAGGAGAACAGGACAGCAAAGUGCGAGCCAUCGGGGAGACCCUCUCGCCGUCGACCUAUACUUUGAAGACAGGCACACCUAGUCGAAGACCGGUCAGGGUUGGGACCAGGAUUCUGGUGUCCAUCGGGCAGGAAGUAACGUCCUGGAAAUGUGGGAGUGCACAGAAGGUCGAGGUCCAGAAAACCGAGGAUCCUCACGUCCCGAGCAACUCUAUGUACAUGUUCGAGUUGAUAACGAGGAAGGGAGAGAUACUGACUCGCGUGUGCUGGGACGUAGGGCAACGAUUGUGCGGACAUUGGCAGAAAUUGAAGGGGGAUGAUAUGCAGAGCACUUGGAACGUGACCCUCAAGUCGCAGAUGGCGUUUAGAACCUGGGGCCGAAUCUGCUGCGAGCGGGAGGGGAAAUUGAACGUCGCCUCGAUCUUACUCGAAGGGGCGAAAUCACCGAAUACGGUUAAAGGCAUUCCCAUCAUAAAGCUGGACCUUUCCAGCAUUCCGCAGUACUCCGUUUUUCGGGGUCAGGUCGUCGCGGUGGAGGGCUGCAAUCCGACCGGAAAUGUCUUGGUCGCGAAGGAGAUGUUCGUGGAAAGUUUUGCACCCUUUCCGAAGAGUCCGUACUUGAAGGAGAACGUCACAAUAUUUGUCGCGGCUGGACCGUUUACUAUGUCGGGCGAUUUGGACUAUCAACCCUUGACCGAUCUACUACAGUCCGUUAUGGAAAACGAGCCGAAUGUCCUGAUUCUCGUUGGUCCUUUCGUGGACUUCAGUCAUCCAGAGAUUCGGUCUCCGUCUAUAACGCUCACGUUCCAGGAGUUCUUCGAAAAGAUUGUCGGAAGAAUCAUGGACGCCGUUAAAGGUUUGUGCACGCAAGUUGUCCUGAUCCCUUCGCAUCGGGAUGCUCACCACCAUCCAGUCUAUCCAACGCCGGAGUUCGCACUUUUCGGCCCACGGUAUCCGAAUUUGCAUUUAAUGCCGGAUCCUUCCAUGUUGAAUAUCGAAGGUCUGAUCAUGGGAGUUACGGCCGUCGACGUUUUCAUGCAUCUAGGCCGAGAAGAAUUCAGCGCGAAUGCAUCGGGGAUUAAUAAACUAAAUCGGCUGGCCACCCACAUACUGGAUCAAAAAUGCUUUUAUCCAUUAAACCCUCCCGCCUUGGAAGUAAAUCUAGACACGCAUCUGUGGGAAAAAUACGCCUUCAUGUAUCAGCAGCCGCAUAUUUUGAUAUUGCCGUCUGAUAUGCGAUACUUUUGCAAAUGUUUGAACAAUUCCGUUGUUAUCAAUCCGGAACGUUUGUGCAAACAUACCUACGCAAGGCUGAAUGUUAGACCAGUCUCUGGGGGCGCUUGGACCACCGAUAAUGUUUCCUGCGAGAUAAUCAAAAUUUAAAACUCCGGAAGGCUUGCCUGCACCACCUGAUGUUCUGCAUCCCCAAAGACUGCCUUCUUCGGCCAAAAGGUGUGACCACCGAAAUCUUACACUUGUAUAUUUUUGUACGAUAGUAAUAUUUAACAAUAAAAUGAAAUAUCGUCUCGU